GACGACUGACAGGAGCGCCCCCUGCCAAAGGAAAUCGUAAAAGCGAAAAGAGUAUUAACUCGCUGCACUCCUGAUCCGACUUCUGUGGUUAACAUCACGGUUGUGUUGGUUUCUGUGCACCGGUGAAGUACCCUCAAUAAAUCGCAAUGGCUGACUUGAAAAGCUACGAAGUCGAGGAGUGCAGAGCUUGCUUUGAGGUGUACGACACCACCGGAGAAGGCAAGAUUGACGCCCACUAUUUGGGCUCUUUACUCCGUGCUCUGGACUUGAGUGUCACAGAAGAAACCGUGAAAAAGCAUGGCGGUACCGCAAAAUUAGGUGAAAAAAUGUUGUCAUUUGAAGAAUUCCUGCCAAUCUACAGCGACGUCAAGAAAGCCAAAGAUAUCGGUCAAAUUGAAGAUUUGCUUGAAGGUCUAAAAGUAUACGACAAAAAUGAGAACGGCACAAUGAUGGCAGCUGAAUUGGCUCACGUUUUACUUUCCCUAGGUGAGAAAUUGGUAGACAAGGAAGUUGAUGAAAUCUUCACCUCCUGCUGCCCACCUGAAGAUGAAGAUGGCUACAUUAAAUACGAAACAUUCGUUAAGACCAUUCUGGCUGGACCACACCCCGAAUCCAAGUAAUUAACCAUCCAACCACAGCGUCUGUCACAAUAUCGUAUUUCCUGGAGCGAAGAAUCAAGAACUCUAUUACAACCAUCUUCUCCAAGAUUACUACCUCCUCUCCAAUAUCCAUUCCUGUUUCUGUCCUCUUACAAUGUACCUCUCUUCAUUUUUCAUAGAAACUUUCAUUCAAAAUAGGACAAUAACCAUCCUACCAUCCUCUUUAUUCUCAAGAGACAAUAUCUGUUCCUUAAAUGUUCAGUAAGAGGUUCAUCUGUGAAUUCUAUUUAUGACCUCUUUUCUACUUGGUGAUGUGUUCCGGCAGCUUACGAAACGCUUCAAGAAAUAUCGAAUCGCAUAUUGAUUUUUCAGAUUAAAUUAUUAUUUGUAUAAUAUU
Molecule: messenger RNA, 996 nt
Organism: Argiope bruennichi
Lineage: Eukaryota; Metazoa; Arthropoda; Arachnida; Araneae; Araneidae
Product: myosin light chain alkali-like
Exons: 6
Coding region: 147-620 (157 amino acids)
Cellular component (GO): muscle myosin complex
Molecular function (GO): calcium ion binding
Source: RefSeq, a predicted model, not a curated record